GGCUUUGCUCUGACACUUUGAAGCGGCACCGCGCGCCGUGCGGUACUCCGCGUCAUCCGCGCUUCAUUUUCUACCCUCCCCUCCACUACCGCCGACUCCGUGGCGACAUCCUGAGUCGGAGCGCCGUGCUCGUCCGGAUUCGAGACACCGAGCACAACGCGAGCUCUUUCUUGUUCGGAGCUGAAAAUGAGUGAGGUGAAUAAUACUCAGCUGGACCUUGAGAAAGGAUUUUCUCAAGUGUCUCAUGAUAAUGAUUCGAGUAGCCCUGUAACGGUGCACAAGAUGAAAGUUGAGACAGAAGGUGGAAGUGAAAUCGAAUCACCCACUCCAGAAAAACGUGAAUCUAGAAGCAAAGGGGUCGUUGUGAGUUCACUGGCAAGGAAUUUGCUUGCAGAGAGGUACAAAGACAGACUUGCAAAUCAGCUGGUGGAAGAUGAGAGUGAGACAGAUGAUGAAGACUAUAAUGAAAGUGUUUCGCCUAGUGGUAGCCGAUCUCUUUUUUUAGAAAGCAUUGAACUUCUUGAGAAACACAAGGAUUUGCUGAAUCUUUUCAAUAGAAUGGAGAGUUCUAUAAGAUUGCUUCACCUACGGAAGAAGAUGGCUACAUUUAAUAAUAUUGCCACCCAGGUGGAGAUACUCACAAAAAGGAAGUUAUUAUACAGCCAUUUGGCCCAGAUGAAGCAUUUGUUCCCAGAAGCAAUCCAGAUAAAGAGGAUACUAGUACAUGACGAGAAGAGCAUAUGCAUGUAUGCUGAUAUGGAAAUCACACUUGUAAUGGAUGUUGUGGAAUGCACAAGCCCUGAUCACUCUCUAUCCAUGACAAUUUGUGAGGCUUUUUACUCAAAGCUUUUGAGAUUUUUGGAUGCUCAUCAUAAGGGUGCAGACAUUCCUGAGGCAAUCCUACCGGAACCCUUUAACUCAAGGCCAAGGGAGAAGUUAUAUCUUGAGGCAGUACAUAACGGACAUGCUGCUGAGCCACCUCUGCAUGGUGCCGUUGAGGAGGGAUUCUCAAAUGCUUCCCACUUCCCACAAUCUUUUCAAAAAUUCAUGUCGAAAAAAAUCAUUGCUGAUGGAACUGAAAAGACUCAAUUGCUAUCCGACCCAGCAGAACUGAGCUCUGUGAGUGCUUAUGGUACAAAAGGGUCAAACAGAAACCCUAAAAAGCAAGAUGAACAUGCUCCAGUUCCAGUGAACUCUGAAAUUUCUGCUACUCCAAGCCGCCAUUUGAUCUCUUGUUGUCAAGAGAGUACGCCAAAACAACAGACCUCAGAGUCACCAUUGUUGUCUGGAACACCUGCAAUGCAGACACCAAAAAGGCCAUUGCUGGCUCCGCUUGAGAAACCCAAGGCCACAUGUGGACACAUUAGUGAACCACGUUCAGCCAGUUCUGCCCGCAGAUCACUAAAUACAUCCUUAACAUAUGAAGGAGGAAGCCCUUCUUAUUAUGAUGGAAUGGAACAUACGGCUACAGCUAAAAAGUGCAUGAUCUCAGAAGACUUGUCAAGUUUUAACAAGUCAUUUGAGGAAGAUAGCCAUGUCUUCUUUACUGAUAAAGACAAAAUCAAUGAAGUGGAGUCAGUGGAUAGCCAGGAAAGGAUAGCUUCUCUACGUACCACAUUUGACAUUGUCUAUGAUAUUUCUCAUUCUACCAAGAAUCCACUUAUCACGAAACAGGAACUUUUCCACAAUAUUCUUGCCAACAACUUGGAGAUAGAAGAGAUUGGGGAGAUAGAAGAGCAGCUGCAUAUUUUAGAGGAUCUGGCUCCCGAUUUGAUAUCAAAGAAGGUGAUAAAUGGAGGAGAAAUACUUUAUAGCAUCGAACCUAUAACAGAUAAGAAUUCAGUUCGGGCUAGGCUUGUAGUAGAACCUGUAUGAGAUAGCUGCAAUUGGUUCAAAGCUGAAGAAAUUUGAAGAGAUUCUCUAUAUGCAUGUACCACUAAUGGAACCCAGAUUAGCUGAUUUAUUCAACCAUGGAAGCAUCUGCAUCGCUCAUGUAGUCAUGUCUGAUUCGAGUUCAAAUCUGUGUUUUUAUUGACCUGCUCAGUGCCGAAAUUUCUAUGGAACUUAAAUUCGCACCAGCUGCUCUGUGAGCUUACUGUGGUAAUCCCAUGAACUUGUGUGGAGUUCAGAUGCCCAUCGGCAUCUGCUCUGUGACGUUUAACUCAUGAAAAGUGCACAAGAAUAUUUAUUCAAUAUUCAAUAAUGACAUAUAUACAUCCUC
This is a messenger RNA of Zea mays, 2221 nucleotides long. Its product is annotated as CDT1-like protein a chloroplastic. Gene Ontology annotation, biological process: mitotic cell cycle; DNA replication preinitiation complex assembly; DNA replication checkpoint signaling. The transcript is spliced from 8 exons. Lineage: Eukaryota; Viridiplantae; Streptophyta; Magnoliopsida; Poales; Poaceae. Bases 187 to 1875 code for a protein of 562 amino acids. Gene Ontology annotation, cellular component: nucleus. Gene Ontology annotation, molecular function: DNA binding; DNA polymerase binding. The record is from RefSeq and is a predicted model, not a curated record.